ACGCUGGCACUGAUGGAUCCGCUUCUGCUGCUGCUGAUGAGCAAAGUUGGCCAGAUCGGCCUUGAAACUCUUCGCGAGGAUGUCAGACAUGCAGCGUGCAUCUCAUAAUCACGGUGACGAUGACGGUGAUCAUGGUGGUGAUGGUGAUGGUGAUGGUGAAGGUGAUGGCGACGGCGAUGGCGAUGGCGAUGGCGAUGGCGAUGGCGAUGGCGAUGGUGAUGGUGAUGGCGAUGGCGAUGGUGAUGGUGAUGGUGAUGGUGAUGACGGUGAUGACGGUGAUGGUGAUGAUGGUGAUGAUGGUGAUGGUGAUGACGGUGAUGGCGAUGGCGAUCGUGACUAUGGCGAUGGCGAUGAUGAUGACGACGUUGUUCCACGUAGCUCUAACGAAAGCUUCUUGGCCAGAUCGGCCUUGAAACUCUUCCCGAAAAUGUCAGACAGGCAGCGUGGAUAUCAUAAUCACAAUGGUGAUGAUGAUGAUGAUGAUGAUGAUGAUGAUGAUGAUGAUGAUGAUGACCGUGAUGGUGAUGACGUUGAUGGUGAUGAUGGUGAUGGUGAUGGUGAUGAUGACUAUCGGAUAGCGACGAUGAAGACGGCGUUGCUCCACGUACCUCUAAUGAAAACUAUAGCAUUUUCUAGAACCCCUCCGCAGCUAUGCUCAUGCCUUUUCCUCUAGAACUUCAAGUGAGAAACGACCUAUACAUAUUCGUAUAAAGCAAUACUUAUGUAUAAACUGAUGGCAUUUCUUGUGCCUUUUCUUGUCCCGGCAAGUCACUGCGUCCGAGCCUAAACCACCUUCCCCUUUUUUUUUUUUUUUUUUUUUUUUUAAUGUAACAAUCCCUUCACUGCGCUCCACCGCACGCUAACCAGUUAAGCGCAAUUGGACGCAGGUAGAAGCGUGAGCGAGGAAGAAUUCAAGAAAUAAAGCAAAUGAGCGGCG
Chara braunii is the source of this 937-nucleotide messenger RNA. The record is from the annotation of a GenBank genome assembly. NCBI's taxonomy places the organism in Eukaryota, Viridiplantae, Streptophyta, Charophyceae, Charales, Characeae.